AUGCCUUUUAUUACAAACCCCGGGGCCGCCGUGCUCGGUGACUCGGACGGCAAUGCGCAAAAGCGAAAAGUCGCCGAUCUUGAAGAGAACUCCUCACAGGCCGAACCUAAGCGACCGAAGUUCCUGGGAGGAUUUGUGGAUGACGACGACGAGGAUGAAGAUGAUGAAGUCGCUGCGAUGCGUGACGAGCAGCUCAAGAGCCAAUUCGAACUACAAGAAAACCCCGAGCCAGCACCGACAGACCUCCCUGGUAUUCUGGAAGAACCGCAGAACCUCGCAUUUCCCACUUCACAAAAUGAUGAUACGCCCACGAUCUCAAGAAUACAAGCCGAAAUCGCAUCUCGCCCGGCUUCAACUCCGUUAAAUGGGGUCCCGAUCCAGAUCAAAACGUGCGGCGGUAAAACCCACCAUAUCCCUCUUCGCAAGGCCAGUGCUCCCGUUUCUUACGAGCGUAUGAUCGCCAGUCGCUCCGAGACCGACCCCGGCCGAGCAAAGAGGAGCUACUACGGUAUCGAAAUUCACAAAUUGCUGGACGAGGCUGCAAAGGAAACAAAAGCUGCCAAGGCAGCACCGCGGCCUCCAGUGCAAGAGUCGAUUGAAAGGACAGAAGGGGAUGCAAAGCAGAAAAAGAUAGAUUCCAUGAUGUGGACAGAAAAAUACCGUGCUCGCAAAUUCACCGAUCUGAUUGGCGACGAGCGAACACACCGUGCAGUGCUUCGCUGGUUGAAGGGCUGGGAGCCAAUUGUCUUCCCCGGCUUGGCCAAGUCUUCCCGAUCUAAGAAGGGUGGUCAAGAGGACGAGAAUGAGGAGCGCAUGCACCGCAAGGUCCUCUUGCUUAGUGGCCCCCCUGGUCUCGGUAAGACUACAUUAGCACAUGUAUGCGCCAAACAGGCGGGCUACGAGGUGCUCGAAAUCAAUGCCAGUGAUGAGCGCAGCAGAGAUGUGGUUAAGGGCCGCAUUCGUGAUGCGCUAGGAACCGAGAAUGUCAAAGGUGCCAACGUUGAGGUUGGUGAAAACAAGGUCCGUCGGGCUGCCAAGCCAGUAUGUAUCGUGGUUGAUGAAGUCGACGGCGUUGUUGGAGGAGCUGGCAGCGGCGGUGAAGGUGGCUUUAUGAAAGCCUUGAUUGAUUUGGUGAUGCUUGACCAGCGAAAUGCCCGAUAUACCGCUGAGAAUGGCGGCAAUGCCGGCAAGAAGCGCAAAGGCGAUACUUUCCGCUUCCUGCGGCCGUUGAUUCUGGUUUGCAACGACCUAUAUCAUCCCAGUCUUCGCCCUCUGCGGGCCUCUACAAUUGCGGAGAUGAUUCAUGUUCGACAAGCACCUUUGGAGAAUGUUGUUCAGCGUGUGAAGAACAUUUUCAGCCGAGAAGGUAUUCCAUGUGACGGUGAUGGAGCCCGAAGGCUAUGCGAAGCCGCUUGGGGAUUGGAAUCGCGAAGGAAACGCGGUUCUAAGAACAACGGAUCCGCCGAGGGUGAUAUUCGAAGCGUUCUUGUUGCUGCGGAGUGGGUGGCGCAUAAGCUUCGGAAUGAAAGCUCUUCAUCUCUGAGACUGACUCGAAAUUGGUUAGAGUCACGAGUGCUCAGUGCCUCUACCGAAGGCGGCUCCUUUUUCAAGGAGAUGAGUCGUGGAGGCGUCCGUGAGAUUGUGAAUCGGGUCUUCGCCGAAGGGGCCGGGUUCACUGAUGCUCCCACUGGCAUGUCCUUCCAGGACAAGUUCGACAACUCUAACAGCCGUGUUCCAGUGGGAGUAGCGGAUCUGCGUAAACGACACGCCAUCAAUCGGCUGCGGGAGAUGGUCGAUGCCAGUGGUGAGCAUGACCGAUGUGUCACCGACUGCUUUGCUGCAUACCCCAACCAGCAGUACCGAGAUGAUAAUUUCCUCUCGAAACCCACUGCCGCUUACGACUGGCUUCAUUUCCAUGACUCGAUCUCUUCGAGGGUACAUCAAUCCCAAGAGUGGGAAUUGGGUCCCUAUCUGAGCCAGUCCACACUCGCUUUCCAUCAUCUCUUCGCCUCCGCUGCCGGCAAGAUCGAGGCGAAUGAUCGCGACAAUGAGGAUGAAAAUGCCGAGGAGGAGCAUCCUUUCUCGGGGCCCAAGGCGGAUUUCCUUGUGUUUGAGGCACAGAAAGAGAACCGCUCUAUCCUGAACGGAUUCCACUCAUCUUUAUCAGCGCCUAUGAUUCGCUUGUUCCGGUCCACCGAUAGCGUCGUCACUGACCUCAUCCCUCAUUUGAUUCGAAUGCUGUCACCAGAUGUUAAGCCCGUUAUUGUACGUGGAGGCGGCGAGCAGAGGAGCACAGCCAGUGUCCGCAAGGAAAGCGAGCGUACACUCGUUCAGUCUGCCGUGCGGGUCAUGUCCGGUAUGGGUGUCACCUUUGAGAAAGUUCGAGUGGAGCACGAAGGCGGGAGCCAUGGCGGAUGGGCCUACAGAAUGGAGCCAUCCAUCGAUUCGCUCGUCGCAUUCUCCAAGAUGACGGGCGUCUCUUCAGCAUCUGCACCGGUCCGUUAUGCGGUUCGCCAAGUUCUGGACCAGGAGUAUCGCAAGGAGACUUUGCGCAAGCAAUCUGAUGCCAAGAAUGCUGCCAAUGGUAGAUCUUUUAACGGUCAAUCUGCCAAGGAACAGGGUGGUGCUGCUCGUAAAGUUAGCGGGUAUGCCGUUAAACGAGACUUCUUCGGACGGGUGAUUCAAGAGCCCGUUCGAGAGACCACGGAAACCGAGGAUGGCAAUCCAUCGGAUGAAACUUCCAAGGCGGGCCGGAAGGUGUGGGUUACUUACCAUGAAGGUUUCUCAAAUGCAGUUCGCAAGCCAAUCUCCAUGGGAGAGUUGUUGGCGGGUUUGUGA
Molecule: messenger RNA, 2838 nt
Organism: Penicillium subrubescens
Lineage: Eukaryota; Fungi; Ascomycota; Eurotiomycetes; Eurotiales; Aspergillaceae
Product: putative sister chromatid cohesion factor (Chl12)
Exons: 2
Coding region: 1-2838 (945 amino acids)
Cellular component (GO): nucleus
Molecular function (GO): DNA binding; ATP binding; ATP hydrolysis activity
Source: RefSeq, a predicted model, not a curated record